Messenger RNA from Myripristis murdjan (pinecone soldierfish), 4151 nucleotides. It is a transcript of the gene syt3, whose product is annotated as synaptotagmin III. Gene Ontology annotation, biological process: calcium-ion regulated exocytosis. Lineage: Eukaryota; Metazoa; Chordata; Actinopteri; Holocentriformes; Holocentridae. Gene Ontology annotation, cellular component: plasma membrane; exocytic vesicle. The record is from RefSeq and is a predicted model, not a curated record. Gene Ontology annotation, molecular function: calcium ion binding; calcium-dependent phospholipid binding; clathrin binding.
GAUGCGGAUUGGAGGAUGUCGGGGGACUGGGAUGAAGACCUGUGUAAGAAGGCGCUGGUGCUGGUGGAGGAGCUGUGCUUCAACUCCCCGAGAGGCUACAGCCAGAGCGAGCGCUGCCAGGAGUUCAGCUACCUGCUGAGAGGCCGCAACAGACAGCUGGACACAGAGAUCUCUGUCAGUCUGCUGUCGGUUAUCGUGACGUUCUGCGGCAUCGUCCUCCUCUCCGUCUCCCUCUUCGUCUCCUGGAAGCUCUGCUGGCUGCCAUGGCGGGACAAGGAGGGCGGGGGCCUGAGCCUGACGUCGGGGCUGCUGCCCGGGACCGCCGGCGUCGGGAGUCUGGCGGGCGGCGGGGGGUCGUCGCUCCUGCCGCCGCUGCUGCAGAGGAAGGAGGGACACUCCUCCUCCUCGCUGUACCCCUCCCUGGGCCAGCAGGGCCAGCACCACCCUCACUUCUCAGACCUGGUGGGGCUGGAGAGGGGGGAAGUCGGGGGUGUGGUCGGGGGCCCGCAUGAGACCCAGGAGCACUCCUACCUGGACAUGGACUCCUACCCCAACAACGCCGGAACGCUGAAGCUGAGCCAGACGUCUCCGGAUGUCCCGAACUCGGAGGGCGGAGCCCAGCCUCAAAAAGACCUGCCCAACGCCCACUCGCAGCAGCAGGUCACCUCACGGCCUAAGCCCAUGACUCACCAGCUCUCCAGCCCUGAUUUCCACGGCGAGGAGAAGGAGCAGGUAACCAGCAUCGGGCAGAUCAAACCGGAGCUCUACAGGCCCAAGGGCGACCAGGGCGAGGGCAAACAGGGCGACACCUGCGGAAAGAUCAGCUUCCUCCUGCGCUACGCCUUCAACACCGAACAGUUGGUGGUGAAGAUCCUGAAAGCUCUGGACCUGCCAGCGAAGGAUGCCAAUGGCUUCUCUGACCCGUAUGUGAAGAUCUACCUACUGCCAGACAGGAAGAAGAAAUUCCAGACCAAGGUCCACAGAAAGACCUUGAACCCGGUGUUCAACGAGACCUUUCAGUUCGGCGUGCCGCUGAAUGAGCUACAUUCCAGGAAGCUGCAUUUCUCCGUGUACGACUUCGACCGCUUCUCCCGACACGACCUGAUCGGCCAGGUGGUGGUGGACAACCUGCUGGACUUCAGCGAGGGCACCGGGGAGAAACCGAUCUGGAGGGACAUCGUGGAGGGCACCGCGGAGAAAGCUGAUCUCGGGGAGCUUAAUUUCUCGCUGUGUUACCUGCCCACUGCGGGCAGACUCACCGCUACAGUCAUCAAGGCCACUAACCUCAAAGCCAUGGACCUCACCGGCUUCUCAGACCCGUACGUAAAGGCCUCUCUGAUGUGUGACGGGCGCAGGCUAAAAAAGAGGAAGACUUCCAUCAAGAAGAACACACUGAAUCCCACCUACAACGAGGCGCUGGUCUUCGACAUUCCCAACGAAAACAUCGAGAGCGUGUCCAUCAUCAUCGCCGUGAUGGACUACGACUGUAUCGGUCAUAAUGAGGUGAUAGGGAUGUGUCGUGUGGGCAGCGAUGCCGAAGGUCCAGGGAGGGAGCACUGGGCGGCCAUGCUGGCCAAUCCACGCAAACCCAUAGAGCACUGGCAUCAACUCGUCGAGGAAAAGGCGAUUAGUACGUACGUGUCAAAGAGCGCCACGGCAUCUUCCCCCAAGCCGCACAUCGUGGUGGACAGUCCUCACUCCGAGUAAAAGUGUCAUUAUCAUCUCUCCAGCUCCAGACUUUCCUUUCCUUCCUCUCAUCUGUGAAUAAUUCUCUCCAUCAAAGAAAGAGAGAUAAGGAGACACGUCCAACUGCUAGCGCUGUUUUGCUCCUGCUAAUGAAUCCUCCAAGUCCUGUGCUGUCGUUAGCAAGCCGAGGAGAACAUAAAAUAAAAAAAAUAAAAUAAAAUAAAAUAAAUUAAAAAAAAAAAAAAAAGAAGAAGACACAUCCAUCACGAGCUACACACGUUGAGCAUCACACCACACACUUCCAAAACACACACGGACACCAGACGCUACAAACGACAUCAGGUGUACAUUUGGGAUCUAGAAAUGGGAAAAAAAAAAACACACAUUCACACACACACACACACACAUAACUCACACAUACACAUGCACAGGCACGCACGAACACACAGACAGGGUUUGUAGUAUGUGCGUAGUUCAUGUGUGCUUCAGAUUAGUGUAGUAUUUCAUCUAGGAGGAGUGUGACGUGAUCAACUUUCCGCCCCUUGAGCAAGUGGGAAAAAAAAGAAAAAAAAAAGAAAAAAAAAGAAAACCAUCCGAGAAUGGUCAUCUCAACCAGGACCAAAGGUUCAUGCCCUUGUACAGACUUUAAAAGAAGAAGAAAAACACUCUGUCGAUAUUUUUCUCUGCCACAUUAGUGUACAGUAUACGGCGUACUGUAUAGGAAAAAAAAACAUCUAACGUAGUACUUUGCAGCAGGACGAAACAUCCAGCGGCGGAUUCUCCGAGGCCAUCUCGGACGCCUCCUCGGGGGCUCAGCGUCCCUCCGGUGUCGGACUUUGUUUUCCUCCGCAGGAGAGGCAGACGAUGAUGAAGCGUCCGGCGGUUGUUAUUGAUGUCAGAGGAGGGAGAAACGAGGACGGACUCACCGGGCCCCGAGCAUGUCACGCAAACCUUGAAAUGUGUCCCUCUUCCUCAUUCUUUUUUUUUUUUUUUUUGUCACCGUCCUCAAGGUGCUCAUCCGUAUCCUUUUUUCUUUUUUCUUUUUUUUAUGAUUCUUUUUUUUUGAGUUAUUUCACUUUGGGGUUUGUGUAAUAUAGAUAUAAAACCAUCAAGAGAGGAGUUUCUCCAUGCCGGUUUUUUACAGUCCACUGAGGAUGAGAUGGCGCCCGCGUGCUUCUGGGAGACGUGAACUCUUUGAUCAUCCCCCGGCGUCCCGGCCAAAACUGGGCAGACUUUUUCCAAGAGGACGAACGUUGUGUGUUUCAGGAACCAGACCAGCAUCCAUUCUGAGUGCACUCGCUGGAGUCGUCGGCCUACGGGUGGGAAAGGAUAUCACCAUUAUGUUUGAUUUUUUCUAUCAUUCCAGGACUCUUUUUUUUUUUUUUUUUUUGGGUUGUUUUGUUUGGUCAAAGAAAAAAAAAAAAAAAAGUCAUCGUCCGACUUCAACCGAGAAAAAUGUUGUCUUCGAGUCCACAUCCUGUCCCGAGACAAGACUUUACAGAAGGACACGCGCGUCCGUGUCACUUUUACUCGUGGGUGUUUCCGUGUUUUUUGUGGGCGUGUUUGUUUUGUAUUCGUGUGCGCGUGUGUGCCUGUACGUGUGUGUCACUGUGACCUUGUGUGUGACACGUUUCUGUGCUCAUCGCCUCCCUUGUCCUUUCCGUCCUUGCCGCCACACCCCUUCCUCCUCGCCCCCCACCACCAACCCCACCCUCCUCCUCCUCCUCCUCGUCCCCCAAGAAAAAUAAUCCCAGCAUCCACAGACUGAAACACUCGUCUCGGAGCCAAACGUGUCUUCUGUCCCGUGUCUUCAAAGGAUACUUCGUAUGUGUGUGUGUGUGUGUGUGUGUGUGUGUGUGUGUGUGUGUGUGUGUGUGAGCGUGGGCCUCAUUGCACUAGGUGGGGAAACAGUUUGUCUUUCAUAGGCACUAGGUCGUAUCGUCUAUCUUGUCUCUGAAAUCAGCUGUCAAUCAUUCAACUCCCCCCCUCCUCCUCCUCCUCCUCCUCUUCCUCUUCCUCCUCCUCCUCCUCCUCCUCCUCGCCUUGCCUGAUGUAAGUAACUGUGUUGAUCGUGUACUUCUUUCAAUAAUUUGUGUACUGUAUGUCAGAGGGGAAAAAAAACAAACAAACAAAAAAAAAAAAAACAGAUGGCAUCGUGAUUGAAAAAUAAAUUGUUGGGUGUGUUUCGAUUAAUUAUCAGAAAAGGAACGGGAGGAAAAACAAAUAAAAAACAAACAAAAAAAAAAACACGUUACGGCCUACAGAUAAGGACAAAUUUAGAUCCCCUUGCCGCCCCCCAGUGAGCAAGAAAACAGGGAGGAGGUGUGGGAGAAUAAAAAAAACAACAACAACAACAACAACAACAAAAAAACAAAAAGCCAUGUUUGUCACCGCUACUACGACGACGACUACUGUAACCUCAGCAAAAAAAAAACAAAAAAAAAAACAACAGUACGACACCUCAC